Closterium sp. NIES-67 is the source of this 2066-nucleotide messenger RNA. NCBI's taxonomy places the organism in Eukaryota, Viridiplantae, Streptophyta, Zygnematophyceae, Desmidiales, Closteriaceae. The record is from the annotation of a GenBank genome assembly.
CGAGAAAAUAUCCCCUUCCCGCUGGGGUUAGACCAUCAGACCCGCCUCAUGCCUUUCUAAACCCUUCACUGCUUUCCCGCAAACCAUUGUUUGCUUCGCUGUAAUAGUCCAGUCCAAUCCAGUGUCUUAGGCUGCAUUGCGUUCCCUGACGGCUGCUGUUUCCUCCGCCGACACCGAGCCGGAAGCCGGCAAGUAUGUCGGAAUGGAAGCUUCGCGUGGUGUCGCUGCUGCCAGCCGCGACGGACUCCGUGUCGGCCUUGGGAAUGACGAGCGUGCUGGCUGCGCGUACGCACGAGUGCGACGCACCAGGUACGGAGUCCGUUCCUGUCUGCACCGAGCCUAAGCUAGGCCCGGCAGCCGGAGGCUCGGCCGAGUCUGCAAUGUCCCAAGCCGAGGUGCACAUGGCGAUUUCCACUCUCCGAGCCUCCGCGGCCUGGCAGCUCGCGUUCCUGCCCCCCCUGCCACCACCGCGUGUUACUUCUCCUGCUGUUUCUGGUAGUGACAGUGCUGCUGCUGGUGGUGCUGGUGCUGGUGGUGCUGGUGCUGGUGGUGGUGCUGGUGCUGGUGGUUCUGACUCGGCUCCCGCCUCGCCUCGAGCGUCGAACCCCUCGUUCGACCUGCUACUGGAGUGGUUUCUGUCACCCUAUCGCGUAGACGUCAGCAUGCUGAAGCGGCUCCGACCAGACGUCAUUCUCACGCAGCUACAAGAGGAACCCGAGGUACUCUCUAAAGAGGAUGUUCAAAACGUGCUUUCUCAUGUGCUAGGCUCUCGCAUCAGGAUCGUUCAUCUCGACCCUCCAUCCCUUGUCGAGGCUAUCAACGACGUCCGUCGGAUCGGCACCGCUCUCGGCCAAUCACAGCAUGCCGAAUCCACCGUCAAAGACCUCAUGCAACGAAUCCAGACCGUCCGCGGGAUGUGCGCGGGCAGACCGAGAAAAAAAGUUGUGUGCAUCCAAUGGCUGGAUCCGAUUUUCCUGGCGGGUGCUUGGGUCCCAGACCUGGUCCGAUUGGCUGGAGGGGUGGGGUCGGAAAGUUCCAGGAUGGUGCAGGAAGGGGAGCUGCAGGAUCUAGUGAGAUCUGCGGAUGCGGUGAUCUUCGCAGUGUGCGGCUGUGAUCUGCCCACCUCCAUUGCUACAGUGAAACGAGAGGCUGUGCAAAAAUGGCAAAUGUUCCGGAACGGAGCAGCAGCAGCAGCAACAGGAGGAGCAGGAGGGGCAGGAGGAGGGAUAGCUACAGUAGCUACAGCAGCAGCACAUAAGCAACUGCCGAACCUCCCUGCCAUGGCUGUAGUGGAAGCGGCGAAGCUGUUCUCCAGGCCCGGGCCGAGCCUCGUGGAGUCCCUGGAAGUGCUGGCAGAGAUUCUCCACCCCGAGACUCAGAGGUUCGGGCACAGACACAGGUGCUGGAGCGAGCUUGGUGCUCCUGUUGUGCUAUGACAGGCUACCGAUCGGCGAUCCAGGAUGUUUGAGAUGCAUUCGCGGUGCAAACGUGCUUUGGGACCUCUCACCUACAUAGAGCAGACAAGUGCAGUCUCGGGAAGUGCCGUGGGGGUUCUUCACCCGGGACUCAGAGGUUUGGGCACAAACACUAAGUGCUGGAGUGAACUGGCCAUGUGAGACGGAGACACCUCGGGAAGGGAGACUCGACUCGACCCUUUACAUGUGUCUGAUGAAUGUCUGAUUCGAGUGCCUGGUGUGUUUGCCUAGGGAAGUCCCUGGAUGGAGAGGUGACUUUUGAGUCGACUCAAAAGUCACCUCGUCAGUCGAUUCGUGUGCCUGGUGUGUUUGCUUAGUUAAGUCCCUGGAUGGAGAGGAGCAAGCUGGCAUUGUUGUGAGGCGUAUAAAGAGUAUAGGUACUUCAAUAGGUUAGCCCUGCCUUCAGAGCAGUCGCUUGGCUUGACUUGCUGCCGGGGGGGUGGUUGUUCACUCUUCUUCACCCCAGAAUCAGGAGGUUCAGGCAGCCAGUCAGACGCCAAGUGUGGCGUGGAUCUGACUUCUGGUGGGGUGGGGAUUUCCACCCUAAACGUCAAGAGGUUCUGGCAGACAGUUGUGCUGGAGUGAAGUAUG